AGUCUCGGUUAAUUUCUUACGCGGGGGAGGGAGAAGCGUGGAGGUGUGGCUGCGCGUGCGCAGAGCGAGCGAGAACCCGAACGCUCCGCGCGGCGCGAGAGUCGGUAGCGGCCAGAGUUCCCAGAUAUACUUUUGGCAUCAUGGAUCGGUUUGGAGAUAUCUCAGAAGGUGAAGUGGACCAUUCUUUCUUUGACAGUGAUUUUGAAGAUUCAAAGAAAUGUGAAAGUAAUUCCAUUUUUGACAAGCAAAAUGAUGAUGACCUUAAGGAAGGAAUAAAUAAGGACACCAAAAAUGUAAACUUGAAAUUUGGAAUACAAAAUGAUGACCUUAAAGAGAAAAUAGAUAAUGACACAGAAAAUGUGAACUUGAAACUUGGGAUACAAACAAAGGAAAAUUACCUUACUCAGAAAGGAAAUGAAAGGAAAGCAAAAUUUUCUUCAAAAGAACAACAUGUAGAAAAUGAUCCUACACAAACAAGAAGUUCCUCAUUGUUGACUUCUUCAAGAUCAAAAAAAUCGUGUGAUGCCACAAAAGGACAUAAAUUACACUUGCCUGUUCCAAAUAGAAUUCCUAAGAUUGAGAAAGGUGAGGAUGAUUACUACACAGAUGGAGAGGAAAGCAGUGACGAUGGGAAGAAGUACGUGAGGUCGAAGUCAGCUAAGCCCUCUAGUAACUUAAAAAAAAAUGUGAAUAAGAAGUAUUCCAAAACCAAUUCCUCCUCCUCUUUGUCUUCCUCAUCUUCAAGAUCAAGCUCAGACUGCUCAGAUAUAGGAUCUGACAUGCAAAAUAAAUCUGAUUCACACUCCUCAGGGAAACAUGUUUCUAGUGUAACCCCCUUGUCACCAAAACAGAAGUGUAAGUCAGGAAGAAAAUCAAGUGCACAGCCUUCCAGCACAAAACAAAAAACUGGUGACUAUAAUGAGUCCGAAGACACUGUAACAGACGUAACUCCUUUGUCAACUCCAGAUAUCAGCCCUGCCCAGUCAUUUGAGUUGGGCCAAUCACAUGAUCAAAAAGUAAAAGUUAAAAGACAAGAAAAUGUGGGCCGGGAUGUGUAUGAUGAUGUGGAGGCUUUAAAGAAUGAGUCAAGAUGUCUGAAAUCAGCCAAGAGGAAAGAAAAGCACGGGCAGAAUUUUGCUCCAAAAUCAUCAGUGUUAGACGCGAAUCUAGACCGCAGAUCCAAACAAAAAGUCUUCCAUGACACAAUGGACCUUAACCAUCUGUUGAAAGCUUUCCUGCAAUUAGAUAAAAAGGGACCACAGAAACAUCACUUUGAGCAGCCUUCAGUAAUACCUAGGAAAAACUACUCUUUCACAAGAGAAGAGGUGAGACAGAUUGAUCGGGAAAACCAGAGGCUUUUGAAAGAACUGUCAAGACAGGCUGAAAAACCGGGAAGCAAAAGCACAAUCCCCGGAAGAUCAAUGGGCCAUCCCCCUAAGUUGUAUCAUAGUGCUCUCAACAGACAGAGGGAACAACAAAGGAUCGAAAGAGAAAAUAUGGCUUUAUUGAAACGGCUUGAAGCUGUGAAGCCAACAGUUGGCAUGAAACGCUCUGAACAGCUGAUGGACUACCAUCGGAAUAUGAGUUACCUCAAUCCUUCACCGUCUGUCCGACGAGUGAGAUCUACUCUUGGCCAUUAUAGCCCACUGAGAGGCGCUUCCAGGACAUCCAGUGCAACCAGUGGGCUCAGCUGUAAGACUGACCGCUCCGUGCUGGACACAUCCAGUGGCUUUUUGCUAAGACCGAAACCCCCGAAUGUUCGUACUGCUUGGUUGUAAAAUCUUUUUUUAUGAUAUACAUUGUUCAUCUGUUGGUCCUAUUUUAACAAUGUAUUUUUCUGUACUACUAUAACUAUUUGCAAACAUCUGUAAUACUUUUUUUUUCAACAAUUUAUACGAGUAUAAUUUAUUGUUAUUCAGUGCAAAUUGUUAUCAAAAGACACUUUGAUGUAAAAUCAGUGUUUCAUGCGGUGGCAUAUUUAUAGGAGCUAUAUGUCUAUUUAAUAGAGAAAGGUGUUACACAUGAAUAUUUCUGCAAUAUAGAAAUUCAGUUGUGCUGACAAAGCAGCAGUGGUGAUAAUCCAUGUUGAAACCAAGACUCUCACUACUAUAUAGUUCUUAAUCUAUAUGGUUUUCAAUUAUUGUAAAUGUUAAACGCAGAGCUUAGCUUGUAAACUUAAGCACCUCAUGCUUCUGUCUGCUUUAGAUUGUAACUCGAGUCAUCACUUUCUUAUGUGUUACACUUCUUAUGAAAAAACCUUGAAAUUUGUUUUCAUGGAGAAGCUCAUUUAGAUCUGAUGAGGAGGGUGAGCAGCUGGUACUGAUGCAACUCUUGAUUCACCAAAGACGCUUCUCCUUAAAAGCCUGAUUAUCCAUUCCAAACCAUUUUACACUGUGCAUAAUAGGGAUUCACUUUAGAAGCUUCUGUUUCGUUUUUUUUAUGCAGUUGAUAAAAUACUCUUAUGGAUUCUGAGGCAAGAGGUAGGCUUUAACAGCCUCGUGUCUUGUGACUUGGGACUGGUUUGUAUCCAGAGCAUUUGCAUCAUAAACAAAAGCAAGUGUUUGUUGGAUCAGUGAGCAACACUCCUAGCUUAAGAACCAGCAGCAGGCCUGGGGUCUGUUAGAGCAGUGUUUGAGAUGAUACUGUUAGUGUGCGCUGUCCUUGUGUAUUUAUUGUAUUAAUAGAAGGCUUAAAGUAAGGAAGAAAUGCUUUAGAGAAACCAAAUAUAAACAAGAAAGAAAGUAAUCACAGGUUGGUUAAAGCUAUUGCCUUAAUGUUAGUGAAUUUCCUUGGUUUGGUUUGGCUGGAUCCUAGAAGCACGGUUCUUCAGUCUCACGUUUGAAGGUCUGUUAAUCUUCAUGGAAUUGCUAGUGACACAGGUGUGAAACAGUUGACUAUGAAAAGUAAGAUAGUUUCCUGUCACCUAGAGGCUGUUCUUUUACAGAACAUGAGUGAUGUUUCAUAGUUAUAACCUUUUCGUUGCUGGUCUUGUCAGUAUGCCUGUAUAAGUUUCAUAUUCAAUGACAUGUUUUUCUUAAAAUAUGAGUGUUCCCUAGCCACAGAGAGGUCUGUCUGGUGUCCGUGCUCCAGCACUGGAGCGUGUGUGCCACGCCUGCUUCACCUUCAUUAGCAGGGAGGCCACUGCACUUAACAAGCAAGCACCAGGGCAUACAUUGUUGGUCUUACUUUAAUAGACGGUGUUUUAGAUAGAGCAGCAGGGUAGGAAAUGGUGAGGCCAGAAAAAAGCUGAGCACACACACACACACACACACACAGACCACCCACACAGCACACACACACACACACACUCAAUUGGAACACAACAUGACUGAGGGGUUUCCUGCUGCUUUUGGAGGGCUGUAACAUUCUUUAACAAUUAUUUCUUUGUUCUAGUGAACAAGACUUUAUAACUGCUUUAUAUACCCCUUAGCUGUACAAACAAAGGAUUUAUUUUGUCUUAGUUUUGUACUCUGCACUUUUAAUGUUUUUGUAACAACUUAAAUUUAAAAUGCAGCAUUUUGGCAUUUGCCCAAUAGUGAAUUAAUCACUUUAAAGCAGAUUCUUGUGGGGAAAGAAAUGUGUAUAUGUAAAACCUUUCAUGUUCUCAGUGGCAUUAGCCUAUGAGUACAUUUUAUUUGGUCUCUCCAAGUUUCGUAGAUAAAGCUAGAACUUGAUUAUAAUUUAUGCCUUGCUAAUUUAUGCCUUAGUUUUUACUACUUGAAAGAAGUCUAUCUAAGUAUUACUGAUAACAAGGAUUCAACUUCAAGUAAAGAGCAACCAUCUUUUAAAAACGAUUUAGCAUGUUAUGUUAUAGAUGCAUAUAUAUGGUGGCUGUGUAGAGAUGUGUAGGAAUUACAAACUUAGAACUCACUGAUGUAAGUCAGGGUCUGUGAGGUAGGAUUUAGGAGGCAUUUGCAGUGGAGCAGUCAUGAGUACAUAAAUCUCUUGAGCCUCACCAACACAAGUCUGUAGGGUUAGCACUGUUGUAUGGUUGGCUGGCUGGGCCUUGGACGCCACUCUUGGAACCUCUGCAUCUGUAGCUAGAAAGCGUGCAGGUCUGCUGGCCAGUAGACAGAUCUGAGAACUGUUUUCAUCUCUAUUAAAUGGUAUCUCCUUUUCUAGUAUGUGUUUGUAAAAUGUUUCAAACUAUUAAAAUUACUUCUUAAGGAGAAGCUACUACCUCAUCCUCCCCUCCUCUUUCAGUCUCCAUCCAAACCCUCUCGCAGCUAUCCCCGUUAACACUCUGCUUUGCUCGUAAUGUAAUAUACGCAGUUGUGCUCAACCCAAGUAUCAAAACCGGGAUAUGCAGCUUUGAAAGGUGAUUGUGAUAGGUCUGCUUCUCAUCUGCAGAUACAUUGCAGCAACUUCAAAGUAUUAAGAUUACAGUAAAGCUGAAGAUGCACCUUUGCCCUGGUUAGCAACGCAAAACCUGUAUCGUCAUAAAUGCCAAAGUCUUAGUGUGUAAAUGUCUGUACACCGUCACAGCGAAUGAGCUCACUGGUAAUGGCUGAGUUGCUUAUUUUCAUGAAUAAAGAUUAGCAAGAAACUUUUAAACCAUCUUUUUAAAAAAUGUUCUAGUUUGUCAUAUUUUAGGCAUGAAGAACUAUCUUGGUCUAAUGGAGAAAUAAAAGAUUUAAAGAGAACCAAA
Apodemus sylvaticus (European woodmouse) is the source of this 4648-nucleotide messenger RNA. It is a transcript of the gene Cfap97, whose product is annotated as cilia and flagella associated protein 97. The transcript is spliced from 5 exons. Gene Ontology annotation, biological process: spermatogenesis. The coding region runs from base 141 to 1778 and encodes 545 amino acids. The record is from RefSeq and is a predicted model, not a curated record. NCBI's taxonomy places the organism in Eukaryota, Metazoa, Chordata, Mammalia, Rodentia, Muridae.